AUUGACAUCCUAUUCCCCUUUCUCUGCAUUGCCCCGGAAGCGCCGCGGGCCAUGCGCAGGGACAGGCUCAGCGCGUAGUCGGCCAAUGAAAGACGGAAGGAACUAGAAUCGCUCUGCGGAAAAAAGCUCUGCAGGAGUUUCAUUCCGGAGCCGCCGCCCUCGCGCCGCCCCCGAGGCCCCCCGAGGCCCCACAAGGCCCUCCGUCAUGGCGUCCUUCCGGGAGCUGUACGCCAAGUUCCGCCACGAGCUGCAGGAGUCGUGGCAGACGGCGGAGGUGACGGCGCACUUCGGGCCGACGUCAACGCUGGACGACAUGUUCCGCUACCUGUGGUGCCUCCCGGAGACCUUCCAGCUGUUGGCGCCGCCCGCCGGCGACCCGCGCAUCAGCCGCAAGGGCGCCGCCGAGGCCGAGCGCUUCCGCAACGAGGGAAACCGGUUCUACCGCGAGCAGAAGUUCGACAAGGCGCUGCUGGCCUACAACUACAGCAUCCUGGCGGCGCCGCAGCCUCCCGCCGCCGCGUCGGAGGCGCCGGCGACGCCCGAGCACGAGUGCCUGGCGCUCGGCUACGCCAACCGCUCGGCGCUGCUGCUCCAGAGCGGCCAGUUCGAGGCGGCGCUGGAGGACAUCGAGCGGGCGCUGGCCAGCGGCUACCCUGCGUCGCGCGCCCACCGCCUGCUGGAGCGCCGCGCCAAGUGCCUGCUGGCGAUGGACAAGGGCCAGGAAGCGCGCAAAUGCCUCGAGGAAGCCGUGGCGCUCCUGGCCGGCCUGUCCCUCAGCGAGAAGGAGAAGGCCAGCACGCACGGCGCCCUGACCAAGCUGCUGGCCAAGUGCGACGCCAAGGGCCAGGCCAGGGCGGCCAUCUGCCACGACGAGCGCCUCUUCUACACGGGCGCCUCGGCCCCGCCUGCCGUCCCGACCCCGCGCCCGGACGCCGCCUGCAUGUCGGCCGCCGUCAAGGUCGCCUACACGCCCGUGCGAGGCCGCCACCUGGUGGCCGACCGGGACAUCCUCCCAGGUGAGGUCCUCGUGGUUGAGGCCCCCGUCUGCGCCGCCGUCAAGCCGGACGGGACUUUCCGGACGCACUGCUCGCACUGCCUCAGGCGCGCCCCUGUCCCGCUCCCCUGCCCCACGUGCUCGCUCGUGGUGUUCUGCAGCGACCGCUGUCGGGCGGCGGGACUGCGCGCCUCCCACGGCGGCGAGUGCGCGAUGCUGGCGCCGCUGGUGGCCCUGAAGCUGGACCCGGCGCCUCUCCUGGCCGCUAGGAUCCUCGCCUCCACCACGCUCGAACAGCUGCGGGACACCCUGCGCCAGCUGCAGACCAACAGCACGGGGGGCAACAAGCCCCAGCUGGAGAUCUCGGGAGGCUACCGCGCGCUCUACCACCUGGAGGGCCACGCCACCGCCCGCUCCGAGGCGCAGCUGCAGGAGGUCGCCGCCAUGGCCUACAUUCUGACGCGCGUCUUGCUAGAGAACAGCUCGAUGUUCCUGAAGAAUAAGGAGGGGAGCAUCUCCAUCCCCUCCCUGGACGACGUCGUCCUCAUCGGAGGCCAGUUCAUGCGCCUCAUCCUGGGCCUGGAGUGCAACGUGCACUGCAUGAAGGAGGUGGAGACCGGGGGCGGCCCGGCGGAGGGGGGCGUCCUGGGCCGGAGCCGCGGGCGGGAGGUGGGUUGGGCCGUCUACUCCGCCCUCAGCCUCAUCAACCAUUCGUGCGUGCCCAAUGCGCUCACAUCCUGCCUCGGAAGCACCAAGUUCCUGUACAGUGUCAGCGAGAUUCCUCGCGGCGCCGAAAUCACGGACAGCUACGGGGAGAGGUACGUAAGCCACGCCAGGGCGAAGCGUCGGGCCGAGCUGCAGCAACACUACUUCUUCUGCUGCAACUGCGCCGCGUGCCAAGGGGACUGGCCUCUCUUCGAAAACAUCACCAUUAUGCCAAGCUUACGAUGCCCAUCGUGCUUCCAAAAACUGAACGGGUUUUCAUGCAGUUUGUGUGACUUGGUUUGCAACCAAGAUGCCGUGACCCAGACGGGAGUCCGCCUCUAUGAUGCUCAGAAGAUCCAAACUGACCUGGGAAAUCUGUGGACUGAGUAUGCUCAGGCUUCCAAAACAAUACGCAGUGGCAAGUCCUCUCAAGAAUGCUUGUCCAAAGUCACUGACCUCCUCACCCUCCUGGACCGAUACACAGUCCACCCCAACCAGGCCUACAUCACCGCGCAGGAGACACUCAUGACGUGUUUCGACCUCAUGGGGUCAGUUUAUAUACAAGAAACUAACCAAACCAAAUCUUCGGGCGGGAAAGAGUGACAGAAACUGAUGCUUUGUUGAAUGCUGUCGAGCUCAAGUGGUGAAUUUGAAUUUUUAUGGCUGUCUGCAGAAUGUGUUAGCAUAGUGCAUAGUAUUCAACUGCUCUGGAAGAAAAAAAUAUUGUAUAUAUAAAAUUGUUAUUAUUGUUAUGCCUAAAUACAUUUGGUAAAUUUCCAGAGUUGCAAUGUACAAACAAAUUCUGUGAUUUUUAGCUAAGCAUCCAUCAAAACCAGGGUUUCAGAUGAGUUUUUUACAUGCUGCAUGUCACUAGUCUUGAUGCUUUCUGAAUGACUGCAAAUGGAACAAAGUUAAGCAAUAAACCUUUUGAAAAAUAA
Messenger RNA from Penaeus indicus, 2637 nucleotides. RefSeq names its product SET and MYND domain-containing protein 4-like. NCBI's taxonomy places the organism in Eukaryota, Metazoa, Arthropoda, Malacostraca, Decapoda, Penaeidae. Gene Ontology annotation, cellular component: cytoplasm; nucleus. Bases 206 to 2302 code for a protein of 698 amino acids. The record is from RefSeq and is a predicted model, not a curated record. The transcript is spliced from 3 exons. Gene Ontology annotation, molecular function: histone deacetylase binding.